This is a messenger RNA of Pogona vitticeps (central bearded dragon), 1263 nucleotides long. Lineage: Eukaryota; Metazoa; Chordata; Lepidosauria; Squamata; Agamidae. The record is from RefSeq and is a predicted model, not a curated record.
ACACCAUUUCUGCAUAUGGUGCAAGGUUCACGCCCCGGCAAGAAUGUGCAGCUGACAGAAAAUGAGAUCAGAGGCCUGUGCUUGAAGUCGCGGGAAAUCUUCCUGAGCCAGCCCAUCUUGUUGGAGCUGGAAGCCCCGCUCAAGAUUUGUGGCGACAUCCACGGGCAGUACUAUGAUCUGCUCCGACUCUUUGAAUAUGGGGGCUUCCCCCCAGAGAGCAACUACCUCUUCCUGGGUGACUAUGUAGACCGGGGGAAGCAGUCGCUGGAGACGAUCUGCCUCUUGCUGGCCUACAAGAUUAAGUACCCUGAGAACUUCUUCUUGCUGCGUGGCAACCAUGAAUGCGCCAGCAUCAACCGCAUCUAUGGCUUCUAUGAUGAAUGUAAAAGGCGCUAUAACAUCAAGCUGUGGAAGACCUUCACGGACUGCUUCAACUGUUUGCCUAUUGCUGCCAUAGUUGACGAGAAGAUCUUUUGCUGCCAUGGAGGACUCUCUCCUGACCUCCAGUCCAUGGAACAGAUCAGGAGGAUCAUGAGACCCACAGAUGUCCCUGACCAGGGCCUGCUUUGUGACCUACUCUGGUCUGACCCGGACAAAGACGUGCAGGGUUGGGGCGAGAAUGACCGUGGGGUCUCCUUCACGUUUGGCUCAGAGGUUGUCGCCAAAUUCCUCCACAAACACGAUCUGGACUUGAUCUGCCGAGCACAUCAGGUGGUAGAAGAUGGAUAUGAAUUUUUUGCCAAGCGGCAGCUGGUGACACUCUUUUCGGCUCCAAACUACUGUGGCGAAUUUGAUAACGCAGGCGCAAUGAUGAGUGUGGAUGAGACCCUCAUGUGCUCUUUCCAGAUCUUGAAACCAGCUGACAAGAACAAGGGUAAAUAUGGCCAGUUCAGUGGCCUGAACCCAGGCGGGCGCCCGGUCACGCCUCCACGCAACUCGGCCAAAGCCAAGAAGUAACUGGCCAUACCUACCUGCCUGCCUGCCUGCCCGCCCCCAAGCUCUAAGUGUGGGGCCCAGGCUGUCAUGUGUAGCGGUUACACUGUACAGCGGCUGCCUACCUCCCCAGGGCCUGGCCAUGUAAUUUUUUUUAAAUGUCUGAAUAAGAAUUCAAUACCAAAAAUUCUGCUCCCCUAAGAAAAGGGGAUGUCUUUAUUUUUGGGGGUAUUUUUGAUUGAACUUUUUGCCAACUUUGUCCCGAUGAGUGCUCCCCCCUCCCCCAUGGGGGGUACUGCAUCUUUUUGAAUAAACAUGUAAGAUUCUUAA